GCGCCCCGAUUCCCGCGCAUGCGCGGUGCGCGGCGGCGGCGGGCGCGGAGCGCGGUCGGCACCGAGGGAAGCACCGGGAGCGGCACCGGGAGCGGCGCCGGGAGCGCUCACCGCCACCGCGGGCAGCGGCACCGCCUGCAGCCGCUGGAGGAAUCGGCCGCCCCCGGGCCGCCCCCGGGAUGCGGCGCUGCUGCGGCCGCCCCCCCCGCCGGGCUCGGCGCGCCCCCGGGCUGAGCCCGCGGCGCCGCCCGCGGGGCCUGUAGGGCCGGGGCAGCGGCGGCCCGAGGAGCCGCGGCGGCCGCCGGCAGUGAAUGGGCGCCGCGGCGGGGCGGACGAGCCGGAGCCGCCGCCGCCGCGAUGGCUCAGGAGAAGAUGGAGCUGGACCUGGAGCUGCCGCCGGGGAGCGCCGCGGCCCCGGGCGACGGCGGCGGCCUGCGGCGGUCGAACAGCGCCCCGCUCAUCCACGGGCUCAGUGACAACUCCCAGGUGUUUCAGCCUUACGUGUUGCGGACUCGCAGGAACAGCACAACAGUUAUGAGCCGUCAUGGAAUGUUUUUGUCAUCAUCUCCUAUUCGUAUUCCUAGCAGCCGACUUCAUCAGAUCAGAAGGGAGGAAGGAGUGGAUUUAAUGAACAGAGAAGCAGCACAUGAAAGGGAAGUGCAGACAGCAAUGCAGAUAAGCCAGUCAUGGGAGGAAAGCUUGAGCCUGAGCGACAAUGACUUGGACAAGUCUGAGAAAUCUUUUUCCCCAAAGAGAAUAGACUUCGUUCCAGUUUCACCUGCACCUUCACCUACAAGAGGAAUAGGAAAGCAAUGUUUUUCACCAUCAUUGCAAAUGUUUGUGAGCAGUAAUGGAUUGCCUCCAAGCCCUAUUCCCAGUCCAACCAGGCGAUUCUGCAAGAGGAGUCAAAGUCCAAUCAACUGUAUCAGGCCCAGUGUUCUUGGCCCCAUUAAAAGAAAAGGUGAAAUGGAAACUGAGAGUCAGCCAAAGAGACUUUUCCAAGGAACAACCAACAUGCUUUCUCCAGAUGUUACACAUUUGACAGAUCUCAGUUCAUGCCUGUCCUCAGAUAUUCUCGACGGGAGUAGCAGCAGUGUUGGCUCUUCCUCUGAUUCCCUGACUAAAGGCAGCAUCACCACGGAGUCUCCAGUGACGUGCUCCAACUCCUGCUCCUCGUUCAUUCUGAUGGAUGACUUCUCACCCAAGUGACUUUACCAAGUCCUGAGUCAGUGUCUGGCUGUGCUGUCCCCUUCCUGUACACUCGUACAGAGAAAUGAACUCUGAUCCUUGAACCGUUCAUAUGAGGUUUAUUAAAAGGAAAAAUUGUUGUUACUGUAAUCCUUGGCUACUUUCCAGUGAUUUUUUUUUAAUUUAUCCAUUUAAUGGACAUUGUAGACCAUAUUAAUGUCUGGUUUUGCAAAUUUAUUUUUUAAACAAGAUGUCUGCUGAUAUUAUACUAACUUUUGCUUUCAGGAACUUGCAUACACUUUUUGAUUCCAGGAAUGGGUAUCUACCUAUUAGUGUUGCAAUUUUUAGGAAUGUACUUCUGUCAUUAUCAUGGUCGCUAUGUCUAGGGAAAUAACUUGGUUUGGAAGGAUUUGAAAAUACUAAUUUAUUCUCUGGCACUUCUACUAUUGAGUAAAAUUACUCUUGCUUUUUUUUAUUUUUUUUAUUUUUUUUUCCAGUCACUAGCCUCAAAUUCCUUUAUGGAAGGGAGAAAAAAAAAUUAUUUCCUUAGUGCUGCUAGUCAUUUUUAUUCAUUUACAGAAGACCACAUUGAGUGUGGAAAUCUCACUCUAUUACAUUAAACUAAGAACCCCACAGCAGAAUAACUAAUGACUGUCACUUUUGCCAUCAGUGAAGAAAUGAUAAUACUCUGCAAACAAUUAAAUUAGCUGCAUAGUUCUCUUCCCAGAACAUUUGUCCUUCAGAUUGUAUGAAAUAAGGUCAUUAUUCAGCAAGAUUUGGCCAGGAAAAAUUAAUCCACACCUCGAUUGAAGACAUACAGUGCAGAUAACUAAGUUAAUUAAACUACUGUGUAGGAGAACCAUGUAUGGCACCAUCGAUGUCUCCUGUGGCAUUGAGGUCAUGAGUAUUUUUGUGCCUUAGGGGACAUUGUUACAAAAUUAUGGAAUGUAAACCAGAGGGGUGGGUGGGGAAAGUCCUUUGUGUACAGCUUGUUUAUAGAGUGCUUACCCAAGUCUGUCGGGGGUGCUGCUUCCCUUUGUGUUCCUUUCUGAGGUGUGGAAGUGCUGGGGCAGCCCCAGCUCUGAGGGGCAGCUGAGGUGAGACCCUUUGCAGCUGCUCGGGGCAGAGUUUGUCCCUUUCUUGGUCAUGAGCAGAGCAAACAGCUCAGCAAACGUUGGAUUCCUAAGGAAAGGCUUUGGAUUGGAUACAAGCUCUGCAAAUUGCUUGGUGAAGGAGUUCUCUUUGAGCUAUGAGUAGUCUUGCUACAGUACCUUGGUCAGUCUGAGGUAGGAACAGAUAUUUUACUUUUUAAAGACUAUAACGGGGCAAAAUAAAUCCGUUUGUAAUCUACUGUGUUAUGCUAUUUAUUAUUUAUAACUCUGUAAAAAGUCUGUGGUGAUGAAUUAUAGUAUUUUUUUAUGAUUGAAUAAGUUUUUUAUGUUCAGUAAUUGCUGGCUGGUUUGUAUUUAAUACGCAACGUUGUCUGCCAGAAUCAUAAGCUUCCAUUUUUGAAUGUUUGUAACAUAAAUGCUUUUGUUACGUAAAAGUACAACUUGUGAUCUUUCUGAAAGAAAAUAGCACUGAAUUAAAAGUAAGAUUAUGUGCUUUAGAUAUGAGCACAAUCUCUGGCAAUACUGUCUGGCUAAAAGGGAGGGGGAGAACUGUAGUUUUUUCUGUUCUGAAGAAGCCGUUGGGUAUCCAGAAGACAUGUACAUACCAGAUUAUUUUUAAAAGUGUUUCCAUUAAAUUGUAAGAAGUACCAGAAUGGGCCAACAGUGGCACUACUAUUUGUAUGAUCAUUUCCACCUGUGGAACAUUAGUUCCCCACUUCAAAUAAAUGUGCAUAUUGUAAAAUAUUGUCCAUUGGUGCCAUUUUUAAAUGAGCUCUACAGUAUUGAAUGUUAAUUUUAUUUGUAUAUGCACAGUGCUAUUUCUUGAAUUUUUGAUGUCUUAAGUCGCUGAAUUAUUUUUUUAUUCAUGCCUAUAUCUUCUCUGCCUUCUUGGUGUUUAAAGAAGGUUGCUUUUCCAUUUGCAAAAUAUUGAUGAACAGUCUGUGAUAAAAUCCAACCCCUCACCUGUGCCCCGCUUCCCUUCCACCGUGCUUUUAUUGGUACUGUGAUGUGGAAAUUGCGGGGUGCCAGGAGGGGGAACCUAUUGCAUGCUUUCUUAAACCUGAGAAGGGCAUAGCUAUUGCUUCAUUUUGGCUGAUUUACCUGUACAAUUGAUGUAUUCCAGAUUUGUUUGUUAGUGGAGAGUCCUAUCUGAGUGCUGGCCUCUGUAACCAUUCGAAUGUAAGCUGCAUAAAGCGAGCGCACAAAUAGUCACUCUUGUUACAGCAGUUUUUUGUAGUGUUCUGGCUAUUCCCCACUCUUGGAAGGUCUUGUAAAAGACAUUGCUCUUUUAUAAAAUAUAUCCGUACUGCCCGCUCUC
Molecule: messenger RNA, 3618 nt
Organism: Motacilla alba alba
Lineage: Eukaryota; Metazoa; Chordata; Aves; Passeriformes; Motacillidae
Gene: PABIR2
Product: PABIR family member 2
Exons: 10
Coding region: 358-1209 (283 amino acids)
Molecular function (GO): protein serine/threonine phosphatase inhibitor activity
Source: RefSeq, a predicted model, not a curated record